AUGGACGUGCUUGAGACCAACGAAGCCUUUGAAGACGUCGGCGGACAGUAUGAAUUCACAGGCACUCUCGUAGUCUAUCGAGAUGGUGAAGAUACAUACCAUGGCCUGUCAAAAGCUCGUUAUUCAUCACCAUUAGAGUUUAGGAGAGAGCAUCUUUCUCGCAAGAUACUAAUCCCUGUCUCUGCCUAUAUGCCUCCCUUUCCCACCAAUUUUGUGAGGGCUCCUGAUCGUCUACCGUGCAAUAUAUUUGCCAAGCGGCCUCAGUUAAUCUCCUACGAUCGAUAUCAUCAGAGCCUUCGACCAAACUGCAUUGCAGAUAAUGUGCUCAGGGAGGCAGAAAUUUGCGAGCUUCUUCGACAAAAUCCACAUCCUAAUAUCGCCGAAUACAUUGGUUGCCAAGUUGCCGAUGGCAAAAUUAUGAGUGUAUGCUUUGCAAAGUACGACCAAACUCUAAUGCAGGCGGUCAACCCUCAAAACUAUGGGAAAAGGAUGUUUCGAGCAAACCGACAGGGCUUGGAAAGCUAUCUCCAUAUCUUAGAAGGAGUCGGUGAUGGAAUUCGACAUCUUCAUAAACUAGGAAUUGUCCACAACGACAUCAAUCCGAGCAACAUUAUGCUCAAAGACAAUGUACCAAUCAUUAUUGACUUUGGAUCGUGUCAGAAAGAGGGGGGAAGUUUGGAAGGCAUUGGUCGCACUUAUGAACGGUUCGAUGAGGCGGUUCAAUCAUCUCUUCCUAAGAAUGACUUUGAUGCAUUGGAAGAAAUUCGGAUAUGGUUGGCCGACGAUUCGAAGGCUUUUCAAUUUGAUGAAUAG
Molecule: messenger RNA, 813 nt
Organism: Trichoderma asperellum CBS 433.97
Lineage: Eukaryota; Fungi; Ascomycota; Sordariomycetes; Hypocreales; Hypocreaceae
Biological process (GO): peptidyl-serine phosphorylation; protein autophosphorylation; autophagosome assembly
Cellular component (GO): phagophore assembly site; membrane; cytosol
Molecular function (GO): ATP binding; protein serine/threonine kinase activity
Source: RefSeq, a predicted model, not a curated record